Messenger RNA from Drosophila biarmipes, 1610 nucleotides. It is a transcript of the gene Ctr1A, whose product is annotated as high affinity copper uptake protein 1. Gene Ontology annotation, biological process: copper ion transmembrane transport. Lineage: Eukaryota; Metazoa; Arthropoda; Insecta; Diptera; Drosophilidae. Bases 307 to 1011 code for a protein of 234 amino acids. The record is from RefSeq and is a predicted model, not a curated record. Gene Ontology annotation, molecular function: copper ion transmembrane transporter activity. Gene Ontology annotation, cellular component: membrane. The transcript is spliced from 6 exons.
GACACAGAGUCAUCGAUGACUCCCCGCCGCCAGAGCCCCACUUAAUAAAAACAUAUGUUGCAAUUAAUUAACAACAAAUCGCGCGAACCAGUUGUCUGCGGGCGGACGUAUUCGUAUUGUUGUUAUUAAGCAGCGUAAGGCCCUGGACUCGCAAAUCUAGACAUUCCGUUGGACUCGCCCCCAAACCGGCAUUGCAGCGCUGCUACAACCAGAGGGACAGCAACAAUUUGCCGCCCAAUUGCACCAUUAAUCGCAGAUCCGCAGAAGAGCUGAGCGCAGUGGCAAGACAGUACUCCGGCAGAAGCCAUGGACCACGCCACGCAUCAUGACCACGCGGCCAUGCACCACGAUCACAGCGGAAUGGCCGCCUCGGCGGGGGCCACCGCCUCGACCUCCGACGCCGGGUCCAUGUUGGACAUGGUGCCCGACAUCAGCGACGUACAUGCAGCGCACGCCGGCCACGCAGGUCACGCAGGUCACAACCACGGCGGUGGCUCCGGCACGGGAAUGGAGCACAUGAUGCCCAUGGCGUUCCACUUCGGCUACAACGAGACCAUCCUCUUCUCCUGGUGGCACAUCGAAACGGUGGCCGGCCUGGUGGGCUCCAUGAUCGCCAUCUUCCUGCUGGCCCUGAUGUACGAGGGCCUGAAGUACUACCGCGAGUACCUCUUCUGGAAGACGUACAACCUGCUGGAAUACCGCCCGGUCACGGGGCCGCAGCGGAACCCGGAGGCGCCACGGAUUCCCUCGCCGGCGGCGGCCGCUCCCUCGCCCGUGCAAUACGUGGGCGAAGUUGUGCACAAGCAACCACCUUCGAUGCUGUCGUUUAACCACGUGCUCCAGACGCUGCUGCACGUGCUCCAGGUGACCCUGUCCUUCCUGCUCAUGCUGAUCUUCAUGACCUACAACGUGUGGCUCUGCCUGAUGGUCGUCCUGGGCGCCGCCGUCGGGUACUUCCUGUUCUGCUGGAAGAAGUCGGUCAUCGUGGACGUCACCGAGCACUGUCACUAACAGAGGACCACCGGGAGCCUCAGCCGGCGAUGUCUCACGCACGCGGAAGAGGAGGAGGCACAGGCGGAGGCGGACCAGGAGCAGCUGUCCAUCUGAACGGAAGGCGGAGGCGCAGGCGUUGGUGCUAAGCUGGAACUUCCCCGAAAGCUCUCAUCCCCCAGAAACAGACCCCCCCACACACUUCAACCUCAACACACCCUCCUACUUGCUAUUCUCCAGCCACAUUAGCCCGUAACUAACUCUGAACUGGAUUGUAGGCGGGGCAGCGGCCUUUGAAUGUCACAGCCAGCAGCUGCUGCAUCGCUUACAAUCCCCCUAAGUCCCGACACCAAGAUCAACUAUGUAAACGGAAGGGUUUCCAGGCAGUCGUAUAAGUCGAAAGUGUAUAGAAUACAAGAAACAAAGUGGGCGACUGGCGAGCGAAUUGUAGAGCUAAGCAAUGCAAAUACAACUCUUCUGUUGGUACUCAUCUAAGUUCGCAGGAUUCCCCAAAAGCAAAUAUUUUUUUAUCAUUAUUAUUGUAUACCAUUUUGUAUCCCUAUUAUACGAAUAUGAUUAUUAUUAUUUGGUAAUAAAAUCCAUUCUUUUAUACACUUCAA